Bacidia gigantensis is the source of this 708-nucleotide messenger RNA. RefSeq lists its product as uncharacterized. The record is from RefSeq and is a predicted model, not a curated record. Bases 1 to 708 code for a protein of 235 amino acids. The transcript has a single exon. Lineage: Eukaryota; Fungi; Ascomycota; Lecanoromycetes; Lecanorales; Ramalinaceae.
AUGGCCAAAAUGGAAAGCGAAGAUACCAACUGGGUCAUCGAGGAACUUCCUUCGUUCGUUGCCAUCCAACAUAUCUUCCGUCUCCUUCGAGCAAUAAUCUCUAAUAUUCAAGUCGUGAUAUCUAGCUGGCAACACGCAAUCUACACCGUCAACCCUUCCAUGUCCCCCUCAAACUCAAACAAUACCCUUACCACUCCUUUGAACAAAGGCCACGAAGCUAUGGCCUAUUUAACCUACAUCAUUGAUAAUUACGCCUCCCUCCCUUCCAUAAUGGCCUUUAUACACCCACAUCGUUCCGGCUUCUUAUCAGCCUGGCAUACUGACACGCCUUUGCAUUCCAACGUGGAUGCCCUUACAACUCUUCAGAUAUCUUUUGUGGAGCAGAAUGGCUACGCGAACCUUCGUUGUAACUGGAACCCUGGAUGUCUGGCGAAGCAUACGGCAAAUGCACAUGUUACAAAAGAGGUAUGGCACGAUAUAUUCAGCGGUACAUCAACGGACAAGGGUGAAACUCACGAGGCUCCAUCACAUGUCGGCGCCGCUUGUUGCGCACAAUUUGUGGCCUCGCGUUCUCGGGUAAUGGAGCGGCCGUUGAGUGAUUACGAGCACUUCCGACAAUGGAUCAUUGACACGGAGAUGACAGAUGCAAAGAGUGGCCGGGUGUUUGAAUUCUUAUGGCAUGUCAUUUUCGGCAUGCAGCCUAUAUAG